AUGGAUGCCUCCGUAGAAGACAUCAAGAAGGCAUACCGCAAGCUUGGUAACACACCCUCUNCGCUGAAAUACCAUCCCGAUCGUAACCCCGGUAAAGAAUCAGAAAUCGUGCCCAAGUUCCAGGCCAUCCAGGCCGCCCACGAGAUCCUUCACGACCCGGUAUCCAAGACGCGAUAUGAUGCAGACCGUCGAAAGGCGGGACUGGGAGGUGGUGCCUUCACCAAGCCCAACGUGCCGCCAAGGAGCACAGGAACAAAUCCCAUGUACCAGGCCACAUCCAACUUCCCUCCACCGCCGAGACGAACACCCGCUCCUACUUCGACGUGGCGUAGCACCGCAUCCGGCGCCUCAGGUGCCGACCGAUUCACAAACUUCCCGAGACCCGCUCCCACGAGCAAGAAGAACCCGGCUGACCCUGCAAACGUCUUCAACGCAUGGCAGAAUAUGAAGCCGCAAACGCCUGGUACCGCCCCGCAGCCUCCACCACGAGCUUCUCCCAAACGUCCAGUACCUCGACCACCGCCUAGGCAAGACACUCGCUAUCCUACCGAGGAAGACAUCCGGGCUGGCAUGAACUACCGCGAGGCUCCCCCGAAGCCUGCAAAUGCCUAUGACGGGUUCCGCUCAGCUCGCUCAGCCUGGGCCGAGUACAACAAUGCUGGCACGAACAAAGCAGGUGCUUCAACGUCUUCCAGCACCCCCAGAAAGGGUGGUGGCUUUGACCCCACGUCGACUGGCGACGAGAGACAGGCGGGAAGUACAGCCAACUACUCAUCAUCCAGGAGAAGGUCCGCGGACCCACCUUACUAUCCACCUCCGCCGCCACGUUCUGCAUCGCAGAGGGACUACUCUGACGUUCCUGCCGAAGACGCUCGCACAAGGACAGCCUACUCGGGCGAGGAUGCUCGUCGCACAGCCAGCACACCCCAUGUGCCCAUGGCUUCAGAGGGAGCAUCACAAUUCCGUCGAUCGACGCGCAAGGCGGGUACCGGUACUGCAAGGAAGCCCUUUGUCGUCUACAGCUCAAGCGAUGACUCUGAGACUGAAGACGACUCUGCUUCCACCACUCCUGACACUGCACAGAAGAACCCCCAACCUACGACGACCGAUCAACCCGCUGACCCCUUCUCACGCUCAUUCACCCGUCCUAAGAAGACACCCAAUCCGCCUAGUCGACAGUUCAAAAACGGUGUCCCUUACAAGGCUCCAGAUGAGGCUAGCGCGAGCAGCAAUGCUGGUCUAGAUGCAGCAGCAGAUGCUGGCGAAAAGGACAAACCAACAAUGUAUGCCAAUCAUUUCUCUACCCCUCCUUCCAACAAGCAAGAAAAAAUGCCCUCUCCUGUCUAUCCUUUUGGAAGAACCUACCUACAAAACAAAAGCCCUGACUCGAUUCCUCGAUGGGCUGUCCCGUCCUCUGUUCCUCCGGUCAAACGGAGCCAUUCGGCUGCUCAACGCGCCUGGAUAGACCUUACGAACACUGAAUUGUCUGCAAAUGUGGGAAAGAGUCAACCAACUUCCCGCAGGAGACCGCCACGAAUGCCCUUGUCUGAUGAUCUUGUCGACCUGACCACCGAUGACACCCCUGAACUCCAAUCACCAUAUAAAAAGACUUGUUUCACCAAAGACGAUGCUACUGGCCUGUAUCGUUUUGACAAUCGUUCAUUACAUCAAUCCGACGCUGACUUCUUGUCCAACAGAUUCACGAUACCCAUCAAUGCUGACACCUUCAGGCCGAACAUGGCUAAGAGCCGCAGUGAGGACAGUAUCAACACAUCCUUUGUGCCUGAGCAGUGGGCUGGCGACUUUACCAGUAACAACGUUUUUGCUGCUGCCCAAGCCACAGCUGGUCGCAAGUCUGCCACACCAUCACGCAAAUCGUCCAGAGCUUUCCGCCAACAAUCUAGAACCAAUACCUUUUCUGAGCCAUCUACACAGCAAAACCAAGCCGAUUUCGCCCAAGAUCCCACUUACUCGCCUGAAGAAUGGGCCAAGCAUUUCCAGGAUGCAACUUGGGCCUUUGACCCGAACACUUUACGCACCUCAUCACCUGGCAAGCCAGAGUCAAGAACAACCUCUAGAAGCAAUUCGGCUGCAGUGAGAAAGGGUUCGAGAGUGGCCAAUAAGAUUCCGGUGAACACACCAAAGCCCGCGACAGUAGCAGAUGAGGCGGAAGAGAAUGUUCCUCGAACUCAAUCGCCUGAUGAGAUGGAUGUCGAUGAUGCCCCACCAGCCAGCACAACUACCGCACCUCAGCCUUCUACUGCUCAAGAGCCUCGCAUCUAUCCCGUCGACACGAAAAAUCUGCGUCAGAACGAUGCCGGGACAAGCAAGCGCGAAAGCAGCGGCUUCAACGUCAAACUCGACGACCUCGGCGCUGCAGUCGACGUCCCACCAUUACAAGGCCUCGACGGUCUAGCAGACAUCAGCAGCACUUUGCCAUUUACCUCCAAAGCUUCCACCACCAUCCCCACCUUUACACCACAAAACCUCGUGCUACCACCUCUACCUCGCGCACCACCCACGCCCACAAGACUCACCCGUGCAGCCUGGUUCACCUACUGCACCACCUUCUCCGUCUACCUCGACAAAUUCAACAAGUACAAUGCAGUAAUCGUGACCCACUUUUCCAGCCGCCAAGAGCUUGCCGCUAGAGUGGUUAGAGCUGGCAUUAGAGCGCUGGAAGCUGUAGGGGAGGCGAGUACAGGCGAAGGCUUCAUGAGUUACGCGCAAGCGGUCAAGGAAGACGAGCGUGUGAGAGAGCAUUGGAAUGUUGGAUGCGAGAAACAUGCAGAUGCUGUCAAGGAGUUUGAGGCUGUGAGGGAGAGGGUCAGGGUGUUGAGUCAAGGGGCUGGAUUACCUGAGAACUGA
Messenger RNA from Aureobasidium vineae, 2868 nucleotides. The record is from the annotation of a GenBank genome assembly. Lineage: Eukaryota; Fungi; Ascomycota; Dothideomycetes; Dothideales; Saccotheciaceae.